AGAAAUCAAUUUUACUUUGUUCAUCAAAAAUUUAAAUUAAUUAUAUAUAUGCUACGCAGUAACAACAACACAUAUCAUUUUAGUGUUGAGUUUAUGGGGUACCAGAGGUGUUUGAUGAUUCAUGAACCUGACUCUGUUUGAGUCCAAAAUAAAACACAUGUAAUCAUCAAAAUCAGCAACCACUCUAAAAUUUUGAAUUUCCUUGGUACAAUAAGGGGCAUGGCCUUCCAUUUUGGAUCUGUGGGAGCACGUGAUCGAUGAUGAUUCCCUAAAAAUAAAAUUUGUAAUCGUUGGAGCUACCAAAUCAAUUGUGUAAUCAAAGCCGUCCAAAUCCAUGUCACCACUUGUAUCCAUCAAACGAAUCAAAAAGUCAACAGAUUCUACGUUACCGAUUCAUUCCUUUUUCCUAGACUGACUGCAGAGAAUAAAAACCCUAAGGCCCUGUCCUAUUGUUCAAAGUCCUCAGUCAAAGUUACCAAACAUUUCAAAACAGUCAAUCACUCACUCACUCACUCUCUCUCUCUCAGAGCUCAUGGAGAGACCAGGGGAAGAAAUUAGAAGAAGAAGAAUCAGACGAGCAGAAAAACAAAAGGAAGUAAUAGUGUGCCGCCCUCGCCCCAUAUUACCUCCUCCGUUCAGAGAAGUCAACUUGGCGGCAAUAGCCAUCGAUUUGAAUAUACGGCUGAGAUCGGCGGACAUGCCGGCUGUGAUGCAAGACCGUGCAUUCCGGUGUACAAGAGCGUUGCUCGACUCAAAUAGUGACCAGAAAAAGCCCAGUCCCACCCACUUGGCCAUGGCUCUCAAGAAAGAAUUUGAUUCACGGUAUGGUCCAGCUUGGCAUUGCAUCGUGGGAAAGAGCUUUGGAUCGUUUGUGACUCACUCGAGUGGAGGGUUUGUAUAUUACUCAGUGGAGAAGCUCAGUUUUCUACUGUUUAAAACUCAAGUCCGUCCGGUUAAGAAUCGUUAAAUGCAUUUAAAUUCAAUUAAUUAAUCUUGAUCAGGAUUGGAUUGGAGAUACUAAGCUGUUUUUGUUCUUGCUUUUAAAAUUUGCUUUAUUAUACCUAUGUAUAUUGUACAACCCUUCAAUUAAUAUUAAAUGCAUGUAACUUAACUUAUGGU
Cannabis sativa is the source of this 1119-nucleotide messenger RNA. RefSeq lists its product as uncharacterized. NCBI's taxonomy places the organism in Eukaryota, Viridiplantae, Streptophyta, Magnoliopsida, Rosales, Cannabaceae. The transcript is spliced from 2 exons. The coding region runs from base 533 to 967 and encodes 144 amino acids. Gene Ontology annotation, molecular function: dynein intermediate chain binding; dynein light intermediate chain binding. Gene Ontology annotation, cellular component: dynein complex. The record is from RefSeq and is a predicted model, not a curated record. Gene Ontology annotation, biological process: microtubule-based process.